AUGUCUUACACGUGCUUGAAAGGCAAGACUUACAUCGUCACCGGUGCUGCGUCCGGUAUCGGCCGAGAGAUCUCGAUUCGAUUAGCAAAGCAAGGUGCAAACAUUGGCCUGGUGGACUUGCAGAUGCCUGACCAAGUGUUAGCCGAGGUCGUAAGGGCCGGUGCGAAAGGGUUCGCGGUGGCGGCCAACGUCUGCCACUCGGACGAGAUUGAAACUGCCUUUGGACAAAUUGCACACCAUUUCGGAGGUCUCGACGGCGGGGUCAACUUCGCGGGUAUCAUUGGAAAGAAUUACAAGCUUGGACAAAAGGAGACAUCAUUGCAAAAUCUGCAAGACGAUGACUGGAGCAGCGUCAUCAACGUCAACCUGGGUGGAGUGAUGAAUUCCAUCCGGGCAGAGUUGAAGUUGAUGAAAGGUCCCGGGGCCAUUGUGAACGCUGCCAGCCUUGCAGCACAAAUUCCCACCCCGUACAAUUCGCCCUACGGGGCGAGCAAACAGGGUGUCAUCUCGUUGACAAGGGCUGCUGCUCAAGAGGUGGGAGCUAGGAGGAUCAGGGUGAAUGCAGUGGCGCCGGGAUUUGUGAAGACUCCGAUGUUGGAGCAAUUUAGCAACGACAACGACGUGAUUCAAAAGCGCGUCAUCGAGCCGAGGGUCGCGCUUGGGCGCAUGGCGGACCCAGAAGAUGUCGCGCGCGCAGUCUUGUUUCUUUUGAGUGAAGAAGCGGCAUAUAUCACAGGGCAUGUAAGUUUUUACCUACCGACUCCACUCGCUUGA
Messenger RNA from Exophiala spinifera, 774 nucleotides. RefSeq lists its product as uncharacterized. The coding region runs from base 1 to 774 and encodes 257 amino acids. Gene Ontology annotation, molecular function: oxidoreductase activity, acting on the CH-OH group of donors, NAD or NADP as acceptor. NCBI's taxonomy places the organism in Eukaryota, Fungi, Ascomycota, Eurotiomycetes, Chaetothyriales, Herpotrichiellaceae. The transcript has 2 exons. The record is from RefSeq and is a predicted model, not a curated record.